Messenger RNA from Caenorhabditis auriculariae, 2318 nucleotides. Lineage: Eukaryota; Metazoa; Nematoda; Chromadorea; Rhabditida; Rhabditidae. The record is from the annotation of a GenBank genome assembly.
AUGGGUUGUAUAUUCGGCCGACACUGUGAUCCUGGAGUCCCAGAUCCUUCCGUCAGGCACCGGUGGCACGUCGACGGCCUCAUCCUCGACGACGGCACACAUUCUGAGGUGAGGUUUCGAGCUGCUGUUUGGUCCUUAACUCAGAGUGAAAACCAUGGAAAAUUGUUCAAUUCUCAAUAAAUGAGUUUAAGAAUUCAUGAAUGAUUUAUUAACAUUCUCAUACCCAAAAAAAAACAAGCUGAGAAGUUCAACUUCGAAAAAAUGUAUGAAUAAGGCUCCCACUGAACUUUUUGUUUUUAAAUUUUUCUCCGGUAUUCUGAAAAAGUUCGAUUUUUAUGAAACUACUAUUUUUUUCACUACAGAAGUUCUGUAAAAAGCUUUAUUUGGCCAACAGAAACGUUUUUUUAUACUCGGAAAAAUGAAGAUUUUUCUCUUGGAUUCGAAUUUUUGUUCUGUUGAAGCGUAUGAAAUUUUGAGAUGCCGGCGAAAAUGUGUACUUUUGAAAUAACGCCUUCAAAUGAGGCUAAUAACUGAAGUAUUUUUCAAAAAGGAAAAAUCGCUGAGAUUGAUAAGUGAUACAAACUAAAUUUCUAUCUUAACUCGAUUUUUUUGAUACAAUUUUAACAAAUGAUUUUAUAAGCUUCAAUCUUAGAAUGCAGUUGAAACCGCUUCAACUAACAGAACUCAUAAAAAUUAUUUGUAUAGCAUCAACAAGGUUGAUUCAUGCAGGAUCGCUUGCAAUUUUUUACAGCGAGAUUUGAGAACUUUUGCAUCUCAAAAGCAAAUGGAGCCCUGUUUUCUGGAACGUUGUUCACCAUAAAGCAGCCUUUUUUGCUCUUGCACCCUAAUGACGGUCAUAUUGCAUUGAGAAGCAAAAGAACCCAGAAGAAAAAUGACGACUUGCAGAUACGGCGAGGGGGUCUCGUUUACAUACAAGACGAAGCGGUGUGCUACCGCCCGCGGCGGUUCGACUGCUCUCGCCACGGAGGAGCGUACAGCGUCGACAUCGUGAACAUUCAGAACACGAGCAAAGGAAAAACCUACACCGAUGAGGUUUUCAUCUUUUGAGAGGGAAUCGCGGCGUUCUAACGACGGCUUGACGUUUUGCAGCUCUGCCUUUUCCAGUUGCUACCUAUAGCUAACUUUAAGAGCACGAAAAAAAAGGAAAUUUUUCUGCUUGGCAAGGAUUCCGCCGUUAGAUUCGUAUUUAACAAAAAAAAAUUUGUUUUCUGGUUGCUCCGGCCGUGAAGAACCUAACCUUGAAUAUCAACUCUGCUCUGUUUUUUUUGUAAGCAGCUGGAAUUUUUUUCUUGACACUGACUUUUUUUUGUUUUCAUGUGGAUUUUUCUAUCAAAAGAAGGAGUCAAAUGAAAUUUCACUGUAUCACUCAAAAAAAGUUGGCUGAGUAUUCCUUUUUUUCCGUUUUUUUGACUGGAAAUUAAUCACUUUUUUUCGAAUAUCACACGCUUUAAAAAAAUUUUAUUUCAAACAUAAGGUCAAAACAAUUCUAGAAAAUAUCCGAUUUUUUUAAAAACUCUACCAUUAUCAGAAUAGACUUCGUGCUCCAUAAAAAAAGUUUGCAGAUGCUAUCGUACAAAGUUUAAGCUUCACUUUCAAUCCGCUUUUUUUGUUUUAAACCUUCCCUAUGAAUGAAUCAGAAUCGAAAAAAGCUAAACCGUUGGGAAUCCGCAACUUUUUUAUACAAACUUUCUUGCUACUUCAUUCUAAAAUUAGAAAUUUUUCAUGAAAAAGUUUUGAAAAAAAAAAUCAAAAAGAGAACUUUGCCGUUUUUGCGUUAUGCCAAAUAUUCAGCAGAACCGGCGGCAAAUCAAAAGGAACAUCAUCUGGUUGGAAAUUCACGCCAGCGACGUGAACCAAACGAUGGGCUUGUUGACCACCGGAGAUAUUGAUAAGGUUCAUCAUUAUCUAUUUCAUGAAUUACAGUGGGUUUGGUACGAUUCAAAAAGAGAUGUCUACGGAAAAGAGGCGUCGAAAUGAGAAUUUUUCCUUUUUUUCACAUUUUUGUCCAAAAUUUCGAACUUUUGACUUUUCUAUCUUUUGUGCCAGGCUUUCGACUCUGUUGGUGACAAAAUUAUGAAAACCUGAUUCUAUUUUCAUUCGAAUUUUUUAGAAUGGAUCAUGGCGGAUAGAAUUAAAAAGAACAGAUUGAAAAAGUGUGCUGUUCUUUUGCAACCAAGAUUCCGAGCCCAGAAGUUAAAUUUAUUGAACUUUAAAAGUUUAAAAAAAGAUCGAUUUUUCAGGUGUACAAAGAAAUCUGCGACAUCAUCUCGAAACAUCGCCAAAAAGCCCAAAAAUAG